Bufo bufo (common toad) is the source of this 2211-nucleotide messenger RNA. Its product is annotated as leukocyte antigen CD37-like. The coding region runs from base 164 to 1000 and encodes 278 amino acids. NCBI's taxonomy places the organism in Eukaryota, Metazoa, Chordata, Amphibia, Anura, Bufonidae. The transcript has 9 exons. Gene Ontology annotation, cellular component: membrane. The record is from RefSeq and is a predicted model, not a curated record.
GGGGGCAGUUCUGCUUUGUGAAUCAUUCAACAGAGGGUGAAGUCCUAAAGUUUGUAGUUUACAUUGUAAAGCAGGGACCGAGGCAACUGCAGUGCUGAAAUUCAUCCCUUCUCACAUAGCCUUUGUUACAAGGACAUUUAUUAUUCUCCGGAGGAAAGAGAAGAUGGCUAUGAAAGGCUGCCUGAGCGUGACAAAAUAUUUCCUGUUUGUCUUCAACCUUUUUUUCUUUAUCCUGGGAGGCGUGCUGCUAUGUUUUGGCCUCUGGAUCCUGUUUGACAGGAGCAGUUUUGCCUCUAUGAUAGGGUCUUCUACACCCACCUUGAAGAUUUGGUCCUAUGUGUUGUCAGGAGUCGGAAUCCUUACAAUGCUGCUGGGGUUUCUGGGCUGCCUUGGCUCAUUAAAAGAGAUCAAGUGUCUCCUUGGAUUUUAUUUUGCAUUCCUUCUUUUGCUCUUUGCCGGUCAGAUUACUGUGGGUGUGCUGGCAUACACACAGCGGUCAUCCUUGAAUCUUGCAGUCGGAAAAUACGUGGAAAAUAUUAUCAAGAACUAUGGGAUUUUCACAAAUCAAACAGAACUUCAGGAAGGUUUGGAUUUUGCACAGGAGCAGAUGAGCUGCUGUGGUUGGUUUGCUCCCGAAGACUGGAUGAAAAAUCUGAAAAUCCAUGAAAACUCAUCAGUCAACUUGUAUCCUUGCUCCUGUAGAAAUACUUCUUACUUCCUUCCUUACCCAAACAUCAAUGGCACUGCUAAUGAUACUGACAUUUCUGAGGCCCUACCUGAGCACAGGAGCGGAUUCUGCACAGCCCCUGCAAGGGACAAUUGGCCUGUAUAUAAGACAGGCUGUAUGAACAGUAUUCAGACGUUUAUAAUAAAUAACCUCAUCUGUAUUAUUGGAGUAUGCAUAGGCAUUGCCUUACUGGAGCUCUUUGUCAUGACGUUGUCGAUGUGUCUGUGUAGAAAUCUCGACCAGAACUACAACAAGCUUGCACGCUAUUCCUAGAAGACUGUUCAGCUGCUUGGCACAGCCCAAGAAAUAGGAGGAUGGAAACCCUGCGCAUCCAACCACAGCCAAGAAACUGCAUGUUCCCUUUCAGCUUGUUAACAGCUCACCCCCUCCUCCCCUGAUAGCAUCCGCGACUCCCAUUGAUCUUUACCAUGGAUGACCUACUAGCAAAAAGUUUGACACUUCUGGACUUCAUUCAAAACCCCACAUCUUCUCUGUGUGGACAGCAGGCUCUGCUCACCAUUGAGUCACCAACUCUCUAAACUUAGACUCCUUUUUAUAUUUGGGAUAUUUAAUGAAAUCCUUACCACUUGCAGUAUUUUAGCCCCGGGGAUGAACUGCCAUACCAUACUCUGAGCAAUUUAUACUUCUCAUGGGGCUUUUACUAUUGUCAGGUCUGUAAGACAAUUGUGACAUCUAGAGGUCAUUGCGUGUAUAACAAAGACUUUUUAAUUUUCAUUUUAUUUUUUACUUUCAAAGUUACAAGGAUCAUAAAUACAUAAUCCAAAAAAAAAAAAAAAAUGAGAAGAAGUUACUCUAUGGAGUGGAUUACUAUUGUAAAUAGAUUUACAUGUGAUACCUAUUUACAUUAUUAUAUGUGUGUUGUUCUGUGACUGGCCUAGUGGCUGUGAUUGUUUGUUCUUUUUGCCUGUUUUAUACAAAUAUUCUUCAUAAUCCGAAUGUAGAAUCUGCAUUUUAGAAUUCAUACUGAAUUCCCAAGUUCUAAAGAAAAGUAAUAUGAUUAUUUGAGUCACUUUGUUUUAUACAUUCCGAUAUGAGCCAUUUAAUUGCCUACCCAGACAACCUAACAAGUAUGACAGGUGUACACAAAUAUUAAAGUGCAUUAACCCACUGUGGUUUUUCUGCAGUUUUUUUUUUGCCAAGGUUUUUGCAAAAAAGGCAAUUAAUCAGGUGUGAAUGCAACCUAAGGGGAUGACCUAAUAUAUCGAUAUGAACGACACUUUGUGCUUUAGCAAUGUGAACUGUAUUUUCAGAUGACUUCCAUUGGUAAUAGUCAAAAUAAUUAUAACAAUACAUGAGGAAAUUAGUCCAAUAAUAAUAAUAAUAAUAAUAAUAAUAAUUUAUCCAAAGUGCCUCCAACCUGGAAAUACACAUUUUAGUUUUAGUUGUCAGAUAUGGACAAAUUUGAAAUAUUCACAAUCAAAUCUUGUGUACUGCAUGUGAAUAAAAAUGCAACUACUCAUUCA